Molecule: messenger RNA, 5917 nt
Organism: Aedes aegypti (yellow fever mosquito)
Lineage: Eukaryota; Metazoa; Arthropoda; Insecta; Diptera; Culicidae
Product: ski oncogene
Exons: 4
Coding region: 1719-2831 (370 amino acids)
Biological process (GO): negative regulation of BMP signaling pathway
Cellular component (GO): nucleus
Molecular function (GO): SMAD binding; RNA polymerase II cis-regulatory region sequence-specific DNA binding; DNA-binding transcription factor activity, RNA polymerase II-specific
Source: RefSeq, a predicted model, not a curated record
AGACAGCGGACGAGCUUUCGCGAACCAUCACGGAUCUCGCGAGAUUGUGCAUGUGUGGUGUACUCUUCGCGUGUGUUUACAUCAAAAGAGCAACUUUGAACGGGAGAGCGUUUCCUUCUCUGUGUACGUUUUGGGCCGCUGGUCGAUCGAAGCGAAUCGUUUUGCCGUUCGAAUCCGACCGAGAGCGGAUAGAAAAUCGACUCGCGGUUUUGCGUUGGAAGUAUGGAAGAGUGGUCGGCGAAAGAACAGUGAAUUCGUGAAGUUAUUCGUUUGUGGUGGACUUUUCGGUGGAGUGAUAAAAGUGUGGUGUUUUCCGUGAUAAGAGUGUAUUAGCGCAAAAUUCUCAUUUGGAAAGGUCCAUCCACUAGCUUGCUCUUGCUUGGCAGACAUGUUUUGCUAGACAAACGCGAAGGUUCUGUUUUCGUGUCGCGCGCGCGGAGAGAUAAGAGAGGUUCUUCGGUCUGAUUGACUGGCUGAUGGGAUUAUAGUGAACGACUAGGAAGAAGAACAAGAAGAGCAGCGACGGACAGACGGACGGAUUGCCUGUGAAAUCUGUGUCGGUACCCUAGACCAAGUCGAAGAAGUAGGAACCAGUAGUGAAAAGGGAGACGAGCCGUCGUCGGAUCAGAACGGAACGGAUUUCGACCGAUUUCGACGUCUGUGAUGAAGAAGAGUGAAGUGUAAUGCCAGGGGAGCAGGAGUGAAUUUCGCGAAACACAAGACAGGAUGAACAGAAAAUAGAUUCGGUUGCAGUGAUUUUCGUCCGAAUCCGGAGUGCAAAAAUUUCUCACCAGUGAGGGCCCCGAAUUGUGAAUGGGUCGAAGAAGCAGAAGUUGUGUUGAUUGACGCAAGGUCACAGGACGUUCCCCUAGAAGAAGCCUGAGAAGGGCAUUUAAAUCAACCGGAAGGCAAAGGUGCUGUGUUUCCAACUCUGGGAGAUUUCUGGGGAAUGGUUGCCUUUCGUGACUGGAAAAUGGCUUUGACGAGUGUUCCGGAUAGAAUCGAUUGAAGCUUGGUGCGUCGCGGACGCGGGGUCACUCUCCGGGACCUUAACCGUUGUCGUCGUCAUCGGAAAACGAGUGGAAGACAAAUAAAUAAAACGUUGCGUAAGUGUGGCUCUCUUCUUCACCGCGCCCCGCAGUUGUGUUUUUCGGUUCCGUCGGAUUUCGGACCACCGUCGUUUCGCGUUUGUGUGUUUCAUUUUCGGACGAAAACGUGUACUACGCCGCUCUGUCAUCGUCGUUGCGGCCGCCGUCUUUCCGAGAGAAACAGAAGCAGCAGGAGCGGAAGCGCAGGAAUCGCCGCCACCAGAAAAGUGGAGAAAGCGCGAAAAUCUGAAGUUCGAAUUUGAAGCCGCAAAGUGUUCCGAAGAAUUAAGAGAAAUUAAGAGUGGCCAAGGUCUGUGUCUUGCGCGGCUUGCUUUCACGUGAUUGGAAUGUAAAACCCCAGAAGAUUUCUUCGCUGUGAAAUGUUCGCAAAGUGUUGUAUCGUCAAAGUUAUGGAAGAAUCGGAAUCGUGAAGCAAUCGAAGAAGGAAUACCAUUUCGAAGAAAAAAAAAUGUGUUUGUGUUAAACGAGAAAAGAUCAUUAUUGAAAAGAGAAUCUAUUUAUAAGAAAGCUUGUUAUUUUCGCGCUCGGCCUGUCUCCUCGGACGCGACUAGCGGAGAGCGCUAGCAGAUCUACUUGGUGGCAAACACAGCAACGGAUAAAAACAACACCAUGACAGAGUACGUCCCGCCACAGCUGAUCACGGUUUUGAAAACCUACCAGGACAAUGCACCGAAAGGCCUGCACGGUCCCGGCCUCUCGCUGGUGCACCCGAGCAAGGGCGGCCCCUCCACCAGCAGCAGUGCCACAGUUCAGCGUCCGGAUUCUCCGGACAAUCCGGAAGAUUCCCUGAUCGCACCGCCCAUUACCGGGCCCCUUCCGAUGCCAUCGCACCCCAUUAUGACAACCCCCGAUCCGGACUGUGGCGUAGUGCAACUCACCAUCCUCGAAGGCAAGAAGAUUGGUUGCUUCCUGUUGGGCGGCGAAAUGCGACUCUGCCUGCCGCAGAUUUUCAACAACAUCCUGAUGGACUUUUCCGUCGAGCAAAUCAAUCGCUCCAUCCAGGAGCUGAUGAUCUAUCUGUACAACUGCACCGAUCAGCAGCUGCAAGAGUUCAAACGGGUCAACAUCAUCCCGGACACGGCCAAAACGUGCGGUCUGAUCACGCGUACCAACGCGGAGCGGCUCUGCAGCUACAUGCUCCAUCAGGCGGACGACACCCGCAACAUCAAGGGGGCGACCUCGUUCCGGGUGUACCACCGGUGCUUCGGCAAGUGCGAAGGCGAAUUCACCCCAGCCCUGUACAGCUUCAAGGAGCCCGCCUGCAUCCGGUGCCGCGUCUGUCAGGGAAUGUUCUCGCCGCAGAAGUUUGUUUGCCACCAGCACGACCGGCAGGAGAUCCGCACCUGCCACUGGGGGUUCAACUCGAGCAACUGGCACGCGUACAUCCACGUGGCCCUCGACGAGCAGAAUCGGGAGGCAUUCGCGAAGAUUUUGGAGCAGAUCUGGCACCAGGAGCAGGACUUGGAGGAGGAACUGCAGGAGCAGGAAUACUGGAUCGCCAAAAGAAAGGGCAUCGACGAGACCAACCCGCUGAUGGCGACGAUCAAGACCGAACCGCUCAGUGACAUUCCACUCAAGAAACCAAAGCUAAUCAACGAGGCCAGCCUGUUCCACAGCGCCCGGCAGCUCAAUUCGGCAUUUCGGCCGUGGCAGAGAGCACAACUGUACGCCGCACACCAGCAGUAUAUGCUAGCGAUGGGGGAUUCAACGGCAACGGGAUGAUGAACGGGGGGUAAUGGUGCGAUCGGUGCAACGGGUUCCCCCGGAGGACACCUGGCGCUUAGUCAGGAGCCUCCGGAACUGCAGAAUCCGGAAAGUGUCGUUCGGUUAUCGGAGAGCGACAAGUUCGAUCUGAGUUUGCAGCCCAAUGUGGCCCUGGCUCCCCGCAAGACGAUACUUUGCAAAGAGCGCGAACGGGAAAGGGAGCGGGAGCGGGAAAAAGAACGAUCGGUAAUAAAAUGUGAUGUACAAAUCAAACAGGAGAGUCCACCGACACCGCCGGCAGAAGUGAUACCCCCGUCCGUGAUAAAGAUCAAAAAAGAACGACCCUCGACGCCCCCGAUGGAGAUGUCUCCCGGACUCCGGGUACCUUCUUCGCCAAGGUCGCCCCCUCCAUUGCCAUUGGUAGGGACUCCCCUGCUCGGAGGAGUCCCGAUCAAAACCGUUCCAUUGCCAUAUAGUCCCGGAGCGGAUAUGCAUCACUCCGGCUCCAACGAAAUCACUUCAUCCACCUCACCUGUACCUCCUGCGGUCAACAUGACCAUCAUGAACGGUUGCAUCUCAGAAAAACCAAAGCUACUGGUCAAAGAGCAGAUAAGACCUCCAUCGCCCCGAAGGACGCCCACCCUCAACGAAGAAAUGCUUCACCAUCGAUCUCAUCCAGCACCUGCAGUUAUACUGAAAAAUGGUGGAAUCUCAAUUGGGCCACCGGGGGGUGCACCUAUCGUGGGAAACCCAGAGUUUGAGCUGUCCACCGAUACCGACGACGACAGCUUAGCUGGCGAACCAGACAGCAGCAAUAUCUCGAUGGCCCCUCUCGAAAUCCUCGGCGAUGUAAUGAAAGACGUCGCCCAUGAAACUCGAGAACAGCUCAUGAGCAUUUUCAAACUACUCAUCCAAGAAACGGCACAAAUCCGGAAUCGGUUACUACAGGAUAACAAGCAAAAGGACGAUUUAAUAGCGGGGCUCCAUCGCGAAAAGGAAAGUUUGCAACUGCAAGUGCACCAUCUUCAGCAACAGCUGAACCGAUCUCUCAUCAAAAUGGCCACCUCGGAGUCCAACUCCUUGCAGCACCAGCACCACCAGCAGGACCUGGCCAUUGCUGCCAGUGCGAAUGCUGGUGUGGCCAGUGGCUCCGCCCCUUCAUCGACACCACCCUCACCUCUCUCGUUAGCUUCCAACGGCAGCAACAGCCAAAUCGUGAUCGAGAAGAUCGAACGAAGGAACAGUUUUCCGCAGAAAUCCGACGUCAUCAUGAAACCGCUGAAGAAAUGCCUGCGCCGAAGUCCUGACGAUUCAGUGUUGCAUACGCUACAAUCACCACCACCUCCUCCCCCGCCAGUAGCACCUCCAUCGACAAUUCCAGUCGCCAGUCUGUCAAUUAGUGCCACCAGCAUGAAGCUAGAUCCAUCCAUACACGACGAAGACGAGGACGAAGAUGAUGACAAAUCCCCACAGCAACAACAACCGAUCGAUUCUCCGCUGCUGGCCAACGGUGUGGUCUGCGGAGUGAUAGCAUCGCCCUCGCCACGACCACCAUCCAGGCCAGCGUCAACGGCUUCGACGGCAUCCAACGGCUCCACAAGCUCAGUGCCCCCGGUGCUAGAAAACGGUUCCAGUGGCGGCAGUAUCAAAUCCGCCAACAACGUGAGCCACGAGGUCAUCAAAAGUGCUAAUAACUGAUAGUUCAUCAUCUACCUUUGAUAAAAAGGGCCAAUACGUACAGAGAUUGAGAGCGCGGAUAAGCUCUCUUGCGUUUUGUUUUAAUCGUCAGAUUGUGCGCAGUGUUCCGUCUCCCCAAAACACGCAGGUUGAUGUUACGAGACUUCAGGGCGCACUGACGGUCUCGGGGAAACGCAUCCAAACCAGUUCGAUCCGUACUCAAACACCUUUUCUUUUUAAGUACUGAUCACCCACGGCGGUGGGUGAUCGCACUCGUGCAUUGUAAAGUAGAAAUUUUUAAGCUUCAUUGUCGAUAUUUUUCCCACCAAAUAAUUUCUGUUUGUUUAUUUUUAGGCGAAAACAACAAACCUUUAUAAGCUUAGAUUGUAAGGCCAUACCGUAAGCCAACUGCAAAGAAAUUACAAAGCAAAGCAAACAAAACUGAUACAAAUUUGAAGAGCAAACGCAAAACAAACAAGUGUAAGAAGAAGUUUACAAAUUCUUGUUCGCAUGAAACAAAAAUCGAUUUACAUUCAUAAUUUAACGUAGUUGUUCGUUGAAAACAAAAGGUAACCAUUUCAUACAUAAGCAUAAACAAACAAAAAAGAGCUGAAAGUAAAAGACUAAUGUGUUACAAACAAACAAAAAACCUUAGUCAAGUCGAAACAAGCAAAGCGAAGAACAAAUUAACACAAAGUCGAAAACGAAAAAAAAUAACACUUGCAAGAAAUUAUAGGGGUAGAAGAACCGAUUAAGAAGUACUCAAAAAUAUUAUUCUCAACCACUAAGUGGUUUUCAAAGUCUUGCGUAGUGUCUUGUAUAAAGAUUAAGUUUAUUUUAAAACAAAAUCGAACGUUCUACUAGUAGCGCAACGCCCUUACUCUAGUGUAAAUAGUCAGCUGUGUAAAAAGAAAAGAUAAAACAAGUUUUGUGUUCUUUCAAACAACGUUUUUUUUAGUUCUUUACUCUUAGUGGUCAGUCAAACUCACCUCUCAUCUACACUCAUGUAAUUUCUACGAUACCAAGUACACACUAUCGUUUUUUAUUAGUUUUUUUUUCUACAUAACUUAUCCAUAAAAACGCAUCAUUUUCUGCCAUUUUUUGGCAGAAGAACCAUCACUGUACAUUGUUUAAAUAGUUUUUUUGUUUCCUUAAUAAAUUUGCCACGACAAACCAGGCAUUCAAAAUGCCUCUUACUAUGUUUAGAAACGAAACUCAUUUACACGCAAACGUUUAAGUAAUAAACAAGAAGAAAGAGAGAGAGAGAAUAAAAAAGCAAAAAAAGUAACGUAAUCGCUUUUCAAAAAAGUGUUCACCUUUUAAAAUAUGUUUGGUUUAAAAAAUCGAACUACGUACUCCUUAUUUUGAAUAAAAAAAACUGUCUCUAAGUAACGACUACUACAAUCUAAAAACAACACACAGCAACA